CACGACACACAACAACCAGUUCACGUUCACCAGUUGAGUUGGAUCGCUCGCGCAAGGCGGUCGCGUCGCCUCGACAAGCCGUCUUGAUGCGCCGAGCCGUCGCCGUCCUCGGAGGACUCGGUGGGGCCGUGCCGCGCUAGCCGCGAAGCCGCACAGUCAAGUGUCUAGCAGUGUGGCAGUCCAGCCCAGCUGCUUCCGGGUCCGGGCGUCUGUCCGUCCGCCUGUCUGUCCGCACGCGCCCCCCGAACCGUCGCGCUUUCGCGUGCUUAGGCGUGCUUUCGCCACCACGAGGAUACACGGAUACAAGGAUACAGUGCUCCAGUGCCAGUGUGUGAGUGCGUCAGUGCAGUGUGAGUGCGUCGUCGACGUCGUCGUCAUGAGAGGCAGCAAUGCGUCCGUGCAUCGCGCGUGACUCCAUGGAGAAGCAGGGCAAGCAGGGCCUCGACCUGUCCACUGGCUCGGGGCUGUCCGGCCUCCACGGCCUGCAAGGCCUGCAAGGCCUGCACGGGGUGCACGCCCUCGCCUCCCUGCCCCCCGCCAGCCCCUUCGGGGCCCUUGGAAGCCUAGGCCCCUUCGGCCGGGCCGUGGACGCGCCGCCCUCGCCCGCCACGCUCAACCUGAGCGUCAACGUGCCGCUGUCGCAGUCCUCGCCGUCGCAGCACCAGCUCCGCGAGAUCCUCCUCGCGCAGCUUAUCCGCGGCGUCGCCGGCUUCGCGGGCAUCAUCCAGCCUGCGGGCCCCGUCAUCUCCUCGGCGCCGCUGCUGGCGUCGCUCGCGCCCCCUAAGACGUCGGGGACCUCGGUCGGCAGCGCGCCGCCGUACCGCUACCCGUACGCGGCGCACGCCGCCCACGCUCCGGCUUACUACUCGCCGUACCCGCAGCAGUACUACCCGCCGCCGUACCAGGACCCCUGCUACCCCAACUACUACCACCGGGCGCUCCACUACCGCCGCCACUACACCUACCUGCACCCGUCGUCCGGGCACGGAGGCCCAGGCCCAGGCCCGGCCCCGGGGCCCGACCCCUACGCCGCGGCGGGCUCCACCUUGGCCGUGGCGCCGCCCGUGGGUGCCCCCCUGGGGGCCGUGCACCAGAUGCAGAUGGUGGUGUCCAGCGGCCCGCCGCCCGGCGCCCCGCCCGCGCACGCCGCCCCGCCGGAGUACCCCGUGGAGCCCUACGUGCACUACCCUGCGUACCCCGCCUCAGAGACAGCGACGUAUAGGUGCCCCUGCCCAAUGCAAUCGUGUCCAAAAAACGUCCAUACUGGUCCCCUUACUGGUGACGGUAAGGGGCCCAAAAUGCAACCUCUGCCCCCAGUGGCCCUCGCGCUGCCCCACGAGCCCCCGGGACUCAACCCCGGGGCGCUCGGCCCGCCGUCGCCCGCCAGGGGCUCGGCGGGAAUGCCGCCCCCGCCAUCCCCCGCGGCGGGGGCCACGCACCGCUAUCACGCCUGGGACAACAUGGAGAGCGCCAAGAGCGUGGUGAAGCAGGACCCCGGCACGCCGCCAGACGGUACCCCGGGCGGCACGCCCCCCGCGCGAACACCCCCGACCCCCACCGGGGGCACCCCCGCGGGGCCCACCGGGCUGCUGGCCAUCAGCAAGCACGACUCGCCCCCCACCCCCGGCCUCGGACCCCCACCCCCGGUAACCGGGGCGCCGCGACGAAAGCGGGACCGGCCCGUCAAGGGCCAGGGUGUGCACACCAAGGAGGACGCCGUCAAGCUGGAGGACUUGAAGGACGUCAAGAAGGCGGCGCACGACGCCGUCGCGACCACCGAGGAGGCGACGCAAACGUCCCCGCCGCCCGACGCGGUCAAGGCAGCCAAGGCCGUCGGCGUGCACGUGACCAACGGUCCGCUGAGCCCCACGGAGAAGCAGGGCGCGCCCGAGGACUCGGCGCCGCCCAACAAGAAGAAGAAGACGAGCAAGGCGAAGAAGGUCGACGCCGAGGUGCAGGGCGUCGAGGCUGACGGCGCGGCCAAGACCAAGGCCGCGGCAAGCAAGUCCAGCAAAAAGGCGACCGCCAGCGGCCCCGCCAACGGCCCCGCCAACGGCCCCGCCAACGGCCCCGCCAACGGCCCCGCCAAUGGCCCAGCCAACGGCCCAGCCAACGGCCCAGCCACCGAGAACAGCAAGAAGGCCAGCAAGCAGAAGAAGCGCUCUCAGUCGCGAGCGGCGUCCGUUGACAGCAACAAGUCCUCGGGCAGCGCCAAGCGCGCCAAGUCCCGGGACAAGUCCCAGGACAAAGCCGAAACCGAGAGCAACAACAACACCAAGUCGACGUCUCGCGACAGCAGCAAGUCCCGCAGCCGCAGCACGUCGCGGUCCCGGCUGGCGGAGGAGGAGGCGGCGGCCGCGGCCGUGGUGGCGGCGGCGGAGCUACCCGAGGGCGUCCCGAUCAACCAGUGCCGGCGGCUCAUCGCCGCGCAGAAGAAGCUCAUCUCCAAGUGCCUCGCCAAGAAGGAGCGAGAGCAGGCGCGACUCGCCAAGCAGGAGGCGACCCGGGCGGCGCGCUUGGCGGCGCUCGUGCGCGCCGCGGAGGCCAAGAAGACCCCCAACCCCGACGGGGACGGCGAGCACGACGGCGAGGACGCCGCGGAGGGCGUGGCCACAGCGGCCGCCGCCGUGCGUCUGGCGAUCCCCGCCGUCUCCAGCGCACCCACCACGACGUCCACCACAACACCAGCCCCCGCGACCACGGCCAGCCACCGCCACAACCACCACGGCCACCACGGCCACCACCAGGACGACCCCCCCGUGGAGCGGAGCCGCGUGGAGGCGCUGGCGGCGCAGGCCGGGCUGCACGUGCCCGCCUGCCUCACCAUCUCGCAGUCAGAGCUGCGACUCCUGGAGUCCUGCGCCGAGGUCAAGGCGCCCAAGUAUUCCAACGGCUGGCAGUGGCGGGGGACGCCCUUCCUGCACAGAGUCUUCCUCAAUUGCGACGACCCACCCGUGUUACGGAAGUGCUUCCCGGGCAUGCAGCACAUGGAGGGCGACAACAUCGUGCUGGGCGACACCAUCCUGCUCAAGUCGGGUACCAGGAAGAUCGACUUGCCGUUCGUGGCACGAGUCAUUCAUCUUUGGGAGAACCCAGAGGAUGGUGAAAUGAUGCUGUCUUUGGUGUGGUUUUAUCGGCCCGAACACACCGAGCAGGGGCGCAGACCUUGUGAUCUGGAUGAUGAAAUCUUUUCAUCCCGUCACAAAGAUAUCAAUAGUGUGGCAUGUAUCGAAGAUAAAUGCUACGUUUUAACUUUUAAUGAAUACUGCAGAUAUCGCAAAACAAUUCGUCGCCUAGAAGAAGGCCUGUCCCCUCCUUCGUUGGUUGUGCCCGCACCUGAAGGAAAAUAUCCUCGUCAUCAUCGGUUACCUCCUGGGCAUGUUGCACCUGAUAUGGUGUUCUUCUGUCGUAAAAUAUAUGACUUCCGACAACGGCGGUUACAAAAGAAUGUGUUUUAAUAAUUUAAGGCAUGUUCAAUUUGGCACUGAGGCUUUUGCAAGAAGUGGCUUCCUUUCUAAUUUGUUGAAAAAUGAAUAUUAUUAUUUGGUGAACUAAUGUUUGUGUACCUGAAUGAAUUUCUUGUAUUGACAAUGUCAAAAUAUUGCUAUGUGUGUUGUACAGGCUAGGAUAAUUUGACUAACAACUCCGUUAUCAAUUUGCCGCUACUUGCAAAACCCUCUAAAUGUUUGUUAUUUCUUUUUUGUUUUGUGAUCAUAUUUGUUUUCUAGAAAGAAGACCACUUAGUUUGUUACAUAAUGUUACUACUGAGUUAUGGUCUGGUGUGAUAGACUCAAUCUGUUGUGUUUACCAGUUCUAUAUAUAUCUGUUAGUGUUUCUCAUGAUGGUGGACUGAAGCAAAUGGUGCUCUGUAAUGGAUCCCCUGUCUUGUGUGAUUGUUCUGUUUUCUUUUGUUUUGUUUUCUCUUUCUACUAUGGAGAGCCAAAAAUUCCUUCAGGACUGUGAAUUUUCUCCUAUUUCCUAUUGUUAAGCACAUUGCAUAUGUGAAAAUCAAGUUAGUAUAGUUUUUUAAUUCUUUAAAAAGAAAAAUAUUUAUGCAAAGAUACUUUUUUAAUUUGUCUGUAGGUUGUAAUUGAUUGAGAUAUUCCAAACAUUUUCUCUAAGAAUCAGUCUGACGUGAGGUGUAUUUGAGUGUCUUAGAUGAUACGCAUUUAAGUUGUUUGGGAUGUGUGUACCAAGCAGCAUUUCAGGCAACAUGGGGUGCCUUUGAAAUAAGGUAGAUGUUCUAUUGACUACCUUCAUCAUACAAUUGUGUUUUUUUGUUGAGUGAGAAAAAAAUGCUUCUCACCUGGUGUACAUACACACUCAAGUCGUGAAUGAUACUCCAAGUCAGAGCAAUUGUUUCUUGUCUUGAAAUUUUUUUCUGUGUCUAGGCAUUGUUAUUUGCCUUCCUUAUUUAGUCAUAUUUAUUUUAGUCUUAAUGCCAACAUGUUUCCCCUCAGUAUGUAAGUCUUCAAGUACAUACAACUUUCUCAGUGUAACCUGUUUUACAUGAAGGUAUUUAUUUCUACUACAAAAUGAUCAUUGCUGCCUCAGUUGCUGUUCAGCAUUCUGUUUGCUGUGUUAAAAUCUACUUUAAAAGUGUCAAUCAAUUUGAUUCAAAAUCAUGUGACUUUUAUGGGCCGAUGUGACAUAUCUUAGUGUGCAUUGUCAGUAUCUCAAUUAGUGUUCAACAGUCUCAAGUGGAGAAAACUUCUUGAAAUAAGAUAUCAACAUUCCAAUUGUGUAAGCUGUUUUACUAGUUUCUGGACAAGUUUGUGAGUGUCGCUUCUUACUCACAUGUAUUCAUGUGAGGCUCAGAGACCAAAGAUAUAAAGUAUAAUGGUAACUUCUUGAAGUUGUGUUUGUUUUUUCCUAUUAAGUGAUGAAUUCGUUCUUGAAAUGGGUAAAUGUCUGUGAGACACUUCCUGCUUGUGUAAAAUUUCCCUUGUUUGUGAAAUACUUAGAUAUUUAAUGUUUCCUCUCUGUGCUACCCUGUAGUUAAGUCAUAAAGUGUGAAUGGAGUGUGAUGAUUGAGUUUGGCAGCAAUACAGCUGGUGACUGUAAUGGUGGUUCUGAAACAAAAGAAUUUCCAAUAUUUUCACAAGAUGGUCUUGUAUGUGUGAUACUUAUACCAUCUUUGGACUGGUUAUAUUUUAAUACCAUGGAACAGUUACAUACAAAAUUGUAAUUUUAACAUAUCUUUCUGUGUAAGAUUCAACCUCUUUUCCUUUGCUUUGUUUUUGUCUUUUUUCUUUUCCUUUAGUUUGUUUCUUUACUCUGGGACCUUGAGCUUUAAAGUAAAGGCUGACUAUGGUGCAGCAAGUUAACAAUUUCUACUAGGAAAAGAUUAGCCUCAGAGGUACUAAUUUCAUAGAUUCAAUCUCCAAAAGACCAAGCCGGAAGCAUUGAGAUAAAUUGUCUUUAUUUUCAUGUUGUGUACGCUCUUACCAUUUGGAGGCAAACCAGAAUAAUACACAAAUAAAAACUAACUGUUGAGAUGAUGACCAUUUUGUUGAAGGAUCCUGUCUAUUUUAAAAACGGUUAGUUGAUGUAAUCAGAUAAUAAGGUCAUGUGUUCUUGCUUUUUUCCCUAUCGAUUUUGAUUCAUAUUUAUGUGUGGGUUAAGCUUCACCCUAGAAUUUAUUUCCUGUAUCUUCAAUAAAUGUCUUGUAGUUAUUUUCUCUUUGCUUUAAAUGUGUUAGGAAACAAAUCAAUUACAAAGUCAUUUUUUGAAGAACUUUUUGUUUUCUGUUCAUGAAUUCCAGUUUGCAAGGAAUGCGAACUUUUCAAAUUGUAAUAUAUUGCCUGUAUAUUUCAUAUAUACAUAUACAUAGAUUCAUGUUUAUUUAUAUGUGUAUAUGGUCAUGUAGGAAUUAUACUUUGUAUGCCACUAUGGAUGUCAUUUUGUUAGGUCGAUAGGAAAUAAGGAAAACUACAGAAAGUGGAUAAAUUUUUAUAUAUCGUGAACCUUGGGAGGAAAUUAAUGUUUCUCUCCACAUUUUUUUUGCUUCCUUGUUAUAUUUGCUGAAAAAAGGCUUUUGCCAGGCAAGCAAGAAGAGUAAACCUGCUAACUGUUGCAUUUAGUACCCUGUGAAAUUUGUUGCUAGCAUAUUGACUGUAAUGUGUGUUUCUUUCCUUUUUUUUUUAUAAUGGUUGUCUGGUAUACUUGACUCAGUUUUUAUUUUUUUUGUGUGUCAGUUUUCUUAAUAUUGAUUACUACCCAAUGUUUUGGUAGAACUUACAUUACAGUUGCAGCAGUAAGUUGCCCAGUUCCCUCUACUAACUUCUAUACAAAAAUUGUUUUAUUUUGAAUUCUGGUUUUCAUGGUCAAGAAUUUCCGCUUUAUAUUUUCCCCUUCCUCUUCGGGAGUAUCUUGUUUGUUGAUUGCUGUAUGUUGGAGAGUUGUACCUAAAGUCCAUUCCAAUGGCUAUUGUUUGUUCUCUCAGAACUCCUGUUACGGUUGUUUUUAAGAUCGCAUUCUUGACUUGCAACUACCAUUCUGGAUAUCAUUGUUUUCUGUUAUUUUUUUUUGUAUGCAUACUUGUAAACAUAAGCAACAAAGGUAAAAUCUCAGUUGCAUAACAAAACCAAAGUCUUGUUUGUUACUGUUACUCAUGAUGGAUGAGCAUAUUUUUGCUGAACCAAUUUAUACUCAGUUUUGCAAAUUGUUCACUCUGGAAAUUUCCACUGUUCCACUAAUACUCAGCAGUUCUACCAGGCAAUAAGUAAACCUCAUUUUGCGUAGCUUUGCAACAGCAUAGUUGGCAAUACUAAAUCAUACCAAACUGAUUUGGGACCAAAUUAUUCAAUGUUCAAAAUGCUGUGAGCUACGGAUCGGAAAUUUUGUUGAAUUUUAGAAUUAUUUCAUUUAUAUUGAAGAAAAAGCUUUGUGGAAGUUACAUAAGCAUGAGUCAAGUAAGCCAGAAGAGAGUAUAUUAGUCUGGAAGAGGUUGUUUGUCUAUUAAAUUAAAAUAACUGAGUGAUAGUGGAAAAAUGUAGUUAGCGCUUUUUAAACAGCAAUGUCCAUAGGUGCCUUUGCAUGCUGAAAUUGAAUUGUUUAUUUACAUCUGUCUGACGAAUGUAUAUUUCAGUGAUAUAUUAUUUGUUGUGUGUACGUAGUAUACAAAGAAUAUCCGUAAUGAUAUGUUUUCCUCAUUAUAAAAAAAUAAUGAAAGUAUUAAAAGUGAAGCAUUUUGUAAAA
Messenger RNA from Thrips palmi, 7200 nucleotides. Its product is annotated as mucin-5AC-like. NCBI's taxonomy places the organism in Eukaryota, Metazoa, Arthropoda, Insecta, Thysanoptera, Thripidae. Gene Ontology annotation, molecular function: chromatin binding. The transcript has 7 exons. The record is from RefSeq and is a predicted model, not a curated record. Bases 390 to 3458 code for a protein of 1022 amino acids.